Molecule: messenger RNA, 397 nt
Organism: Capsicum annuum
Lineage: Eukaryota; Viridiplantae; Streptophyta; Magnoliopsida; Solanales; Solanaceae
Product: tropinone reductase homolog At5g06060-like
Molecular function (GO): oxidoreductase activity
Source: RefSeq, a predicted model, not a curated record
GUGAAUAAUGCGGCAAUAAGUAUGAUAAAACGAACAGCGGAUAUAAGUGGAGAAGAUUAUUCAAACAUUAUGGGAACCAAUGUGGAGUCCCCUUUCCACAUCACCCAAACUGCUUACCCCCUCUUGAAAGCAUGUGGAAAUGCUAGCAUUGUCUUCAUUUCCUCCCUUGCUGGUUCUGUUGCACUUCCUGCCCUUUCUGUCUAUGGUGCUUCUAAAGGGGCAAUCAACCAGCUUACGAAAUUUUUGGCAUGCGAAUGGGCUAGUGAUGGAAUUCGUGUUAAUACGGUCUCCCCAUUUGCUGUCAAAACCAGCAUUUUGAAACCGGAGGAUAUUGAGCCGUCACUAUUGGGGAAUUAUUCAGAAUUGUUGUGUAGAACACCACUGAAACCAAUAGCAG